GUUGAAUACGUCAUUUUUAAGAACACAAGUGUGGCUGACAGGAGUGGGUUAGCCGCACGUUUAGCCCCAAAUUGAAUGCAGUGAGGACAAUCGUAUUUCCUCCAUUUGUGGUUAAAGAAGAUGCAUUCACUCCUCAAGGUGGACAAUGAGCUUAACACUAAGGUAAAACAUAAUUUACGUCCACAUGUCAUUCGAAAUCUUGGGUGAAGUUGCUUGUAAUGUUAGAGCUAGCUAGCAAGCAAUUAUUAGUCAGUGAGGCAAAGUGCUAAAGCUAACUUGCUUUAUCUUCCCGCGCCUGUCAUAACGGACAAGGCAAACUGUCUAACAACAGGUGCAUUUCCAUAAUAAAAGGGUUAUUGUUGCUUGUGCCGCAUGUUUCAUAAAGGGCGAGUAUUGGUAGUUAGUUAGUUAGCUAACGGUGUCAAGGUACCGGUAACUCAAUUCAGCACCAUUUUUAGACGUAGCCAGCUAGCAUAUUGAAUUGACGUUGACUGAUGAUUAGCAUCAUCUUGCAGACAGUAUCCUAAUCGAAUCCUAAUUACAUGUUUUAUUCAAACAUGCCUGCUGAUUAUUGAACAUUUAUUUACUUGCCUGUGAUAUGACAGUUGUUGUUUUUGUACAGGUCGAUGCUUUCAGAGAACGAAUUACUGGGGAGGUGAGUUUCCUUUCAGUUGUUCACUGUAUUCAGUGGGGGUCAAAAGUAUCAAGAUAUUGUAGCUAGCUACCUAUAGGUAGAUCUGAAUGUCAUUUUCCAAAUAAACUCCUUGUUUCACAGGCGGAGAACCUAGUUGCAAGUUUUUUCCCAAAUAAGUUAUUGGAACUUGACAAUUUCCUCAAGGUAAACUUAUUUAUGUAAUCAAAAUGUAAAUGAUUAGUCAAAUGUCCUCCAACUUCCCUUUAGAGUGCAUGUGUUGUGCAUGUGUUGUGGCCCAUCUUUUUCAGGAUCCCAUUUUAAACAUCUGUGAACUUAAGGAGAUACACUCAGAAAUCAACUUGACAGUGCCAGACCCCAUUCUACUCUCAAACCAUCUCCACGACGGACUUGAAGCGGUGAGACUUGGAAUGGAAUUAAACACACUGUGAUGACCAAAUGCCAUCUGUAAUUGUAACAGAUGUAAACAAAUUGAUAUCCUCUUCGCAGCAAAAUGCCAAAAAGAGGAAAAUGGAAGAUUGUACUGGGGAGGACAAGGGUGAGUAAUACUACAUGCAUAUUUUGAGUAUUUUCUUCUGUUUUUUCUGGUGUUUACUUAUGGUCAAGCCCACAGUGGUAAGAGGUAUGUUCAUCUUACAGUUACAUUGUAGUCAUUUAGCAGACGCUCUUAUCCAGAGCGACUUACAGUAGUGAGUGCAUACUUUUUCAUACUGGUCCCCCGUGGGAAUUGAACCCAUAACCCUGGUGUUGUAAGUGCCAUGCUCUACCAACUGAGCCACAAGGGAAUAAUGUUCUCUCCCCUCCUACAGAGGCUGGCACCAAGGUCUUUGUCAUGCCUGGUGGGAUGAUGAAGAGUAACGCCAAGCUGGUGGACCUGAUCGAGAAGGUCAAGCCAGAGAUCAGGACACUCAUAGAGAAAUGUAACACGGUACAUAGCGUUUUCCCACACAGUCACUUCCAUAAUCUAUCCCACACAGUCUCUUCCAUAAUAAUUUGCCUUAAUCUAUACCAUAAGCUUAGGUAAGGACAUAUCACCCAUUAUCUGUAGUCCCUAAUAAUCUGUCUGUCUUGUUCUUCAGGUCAAAAUGUGGGUUCAGUUGCUUAUCCCAAGAAUAGAAGAUGGCAACAACUUUGGGGUUUCAAUUCAGGUGCUACGUUUACUUUGUAUUUAUUAAAAGGAGAAAGAAGACGAGUAGGCGGCCAUUAAGUUGCAGUAAACUUUAUUGAACUAUUAACACAAUACAUUUACAAAAUAAUACAUACAGGAGCAGUCAGCAUAGUACCUCAGGACACACAAAUGCAAUGCAUUUCGACUACUAGUCUAUAUGUAUUAAAAGGUGCACCAUUUUUAUUGCUGUCUGUACCUAAGGUCUCAUCUAAGUGUAUAGCUACAUUGAACCAUGGCUCGACCACUGAUUUGGUGUCUGCAGGAGGAGACAGUAGCUGAACUCCGAACAGUGGAGGGGGAAGCAGCAUCGUACCUCGACCAGAUAUCUGGGUACGAACCUCAACCCAGUCUUUACACUCAGUCUUACUGUGGUAGGCUAUAUAACCAUCUUAUAUCCUAUCUGCCCAUAGAUACUACAUCACAAGAGCAAAGCUGGUGUCCAAAAUAGCAAAAUACCCACAUGUGGUAAGUGUGAUUGCUAACUGCAGACCUGUCGCUACACUGUGUGCAUUUACUGAGGGCAAAGCGGCAUUAUGAACAUUUUGGAAAUUGUCCAACCCUAGUAUGCAUUAUUUACCUUCACCUACAUUACUAUUUACCUUAUGUUUCUCUUUCUCUAAACAGGAGGACUACCGGCGCACUGUGACGGAGAUUGAUGAGAAGAAAUACAUCAGCCUCAAGGUCAUAGUUUCAGAGCUGAGAAAUCAAUACGUGAGUGAAAUGUCCUGUUAUACACUGGAAUAGUUUUCCUCACCAUCCAUUUCUACCCACAAGAUAACACAUUGUGUUUUUAAUCCUGAACUCUGCUCUGUUACAGGUAACGUUACACGACAUGAUCUUGAAGAACAUUGACAAGAUCAAGAAGCCUAGGAGCAGUAAUGCUGAGGCAUUGUACUGAGACUGACCCAGCCACCCUUCCCGUUCCGUUCCCUUUCCCUGCCCAGCUGUCGAGGUAACGGAAGGAGUAGCGCUAGACCAUCACUACCAGAUCAGUACAAUCCAGGAAACCAUAGUCGGGGUA
Messenger RNA from Coregonus sp. 'balchen', 2841 nucleotides. NCBI's taxonomy places the organism in Eukaryota, Metazoa, Chordata, Actinopteri, Salmoniformes, Salmonidae. The record is from the annotation of a GenBank genome assembly.